AUGAGGCUUGAGGAUAUUCAUGUAGGAUUCAAGGUUCCUGUUAAGAAGAUUGUAAAUGCGACGGAAGAGAUAUAUAAAGCGGAGAUUCUGGGGAGAAGAGAAGGCCAGUCUGGGCUUGAGUUCUAUGUACACUAUAUGGAGCUAAACAGAAGGCUUGACGAAUGGGUCGAUGGAUCCAUGGUAGAUCUGAGCGAUCCAAGCCAGAUAGAGAUUCCAAAGAAGAAGAAGACGGAAAAAACGAAGGCAGAGAAGUCGAGAAGAGCCUCUGAAAAGGAGGACGGGAUGAAAGAGGAGGAGCCCAAGCUGGAGAGGCCGCCGCAAGAUGAGGAGUUCAGAAUGAAGAAUGUCAAGAAGAUCAUGCUUCGAAAUCACCUUGUUGAUGCCUGGUACUUCUCGCCGUAUCCAAAGGCAAUAGCAGAGAGUGACAUUGUUUACAUAUGCGAGUUUUGCUUGUAUUACUUCAACACAAUGGAUAACCUAGUUCUGCAUGCAAAGCAAUGCAAACUCCGCCAUCCACCAGGCAGGGAAAUCUAUCGGGAUGGAAACCUGAGCUUUUUUGAGUGCGAUGGGCACAUACAAAAGAAUUACUGUAGAAACCUAUCGUUGUUGUCAAAGUUGUUUCUGGACCAUAAGUCUCUUUACUAUGACGUAGAUGUGUUUAUGUUCUAUGUGCUUUGUAGACUUGAAGACAACGGGUACCAGAUAGUGGGAUACUUUUCAAAGGAGAAGAUGUCGGAGCAAGGAUACAACCUUGCAUGCAUUCUGACACUCCCCUUUGAGCAAAGAAAAGGAUAUGGAAAGAUUCUGAUAGACUUUUCCUAUCUUCUUAGCAAAAGAGAUAAUAUGAUUUCCGGACCGGAAAAGCCUUUGAGCGAUCUCGGGCUGCUCAGCUACAGAACAUAUUGGAUGGAGGUGAUUGUCGAGUACUUAUCAAGACAUAGCAAAGCAAGCAUUGCAGAGAUUUCUAAGGAAACCCACAUAUCCGAGGAUGACAUAGUAGGAACUCUUUCUGCAUAUAAGAUGCUGAGGAUAGACGGGAACGAGUUUAUUUUCACAUAUGACGAGAGGCAGCUCCAAAAGGCCCAAAGGUCCAGAAGCAAGUGUGUGAACGGAUCUCUUCUUAAGUUAUGCUGA
Messenger RNA from Encephalitozoon hellem ATCC 50504, 1134 nucleotides. Its product is annotated as MYST histone acetyltransferase. Gene Ontology annotation, molecular function: histone acetyltransferase activity. Bases 1 to 1134 code for a protein of 377 amino acids. The record is from RefSeq and is a predicted model, not a curated record. Gene Ontology annotation, biological process: regulation of DNA-templated transcription. Lineage: Eukaryota; Fungi; Microsporidia; Unikaryonidae. The transcript has a single exon.